Messenger RNA from Anolis sagrei ordinatus, 1263 nucleotides. It is a transcript of the gene UCP3, whose product is annotated as uncoupling protein 3. The record is from RefSeq and is a predicted model, not a curated record. Gene Ontology annotation, biological process: mitochondrial transmembrane transport; adaptive thermogenesis; response to cold. Gene Ontology annotation, molecular function: oxidative phosphorylation uncoupler activity. Lineage: Eukaryota; Metazoa; Chordata; Lepidosauria; Squamata; Anolidae.
UAUUGCCAGGAUAAAGCUAUUUCUUAACACAGCAGCCGCAGACUGAAUGUAGCUCCGGCUGAGUCCCUUCAGUUCAGGAGACCAGGAUGGUUGGCUUAAAACCCACGGAGAUCCCUCCUUCGGCAGCAGUCAAGUUUCUCAGCGCUGGGACGGCGGCCUGCAUCGCUGACCUCUGCACCUUCCCUUUGGACACGGCUAAAGUCCGGCUCCAGAUCCAAGGAGAAUCCAAGUCCUCCAGAGCAGUCAAGAAUGUCAAGUACAAGGGCGUCUUUGGCACCAUCGCCACCAUGGUCAAGAUGGAAGGUCCCAGGAGCCUGUACAACGGCUUGGUGGCCGGCCUCCAGCGCCAGAUGAGCUUCGCCUCCAUCCGCAUCGGGCUCUACGACUCCGUGAAGCAGUUCUACACCCCCAAGGGGUCCGACAAUGCCAGCAUCCUCACCCGGUUGCUCGCUGGGUGCACCACUGGAGCCAUGGCGGUCACAUGCGCCCAGCCCACGGAUGUGGUCAAAGUGCGCUUCCAGGCACACAUCAGCCUCGCAGGGGGGCCCAAGAAGUACAACGGGACCGUGGAUGCCUACCGGACGAUCGCCAGGGAGGAAGGAUUCAGAGGCCUCUGGAAAGGAACAUUGCCAAACAUCACUCGUAAUGCCAUUGUCAACUGCGGGGAGAUGGUAACCUACGACCUUAUAAAGGAGACACUUCUCAAAUACCAUCUCAUGACAGACAAUUUUCCAUGCCAUUUUGUUGCUGCCUUCGGAGCCGGUUUCUGCGCGACGGUGGUGGCAUCUCCCGUGGACGUGGUGAAAACGCGGUACAUGAACUCCAAGCCGGGACAGUACAAGAACGCCCUGAAUUGUACGCUGACCAUGGUGAUGAAAGAGGGACCCACAGCUUUUUACAAAGGCUUCAUCCCUUCAUUCCUGAGACUGGGGUCGUGGAACGUGGUGAUGUUUGUGUCCUUUGAGCAGCUGAAAAGGAUGAUGGUUCUGGCUCAGGUGGCCUGGGAAUCCCCUUUCUGAGCACAGGCGUUGACUUUGGGGUGGCCGGAUUUCUCCAAGGACUUCUCAAGGGGCGCAAAGAAGUGAAAAUGCUUCGGAUGGAAAGCCUUGAGGAACUGAUCUUGCCAUGGGAGCAAGAGGUGAAAUGAAUCAAUUAUAUUAAUUGCUUCGCCGCAGGCUUCAGGGUCCAAUGAUGUGUAAUAUUUGAGCUAAAAAGAGGAGACUGUCAAAAAAACAAACGAACUGGUAAUAAUAGCCAAAAAAA